Messenger RNA from Plectropomus leopardus (leopard coralgrouper), 1462 nucleotides. It is a transcript of the gene tmem82, whose product is annotated as transmembrane protein 82. NCBI's taxonomy places the organism in Eukaryota, Metazoa, Chordata, Actinopteri, Perciformes, Serranidae. The record is from RefSeq and is a predicted model, not a curated record.
UGAAAUAAACAGAAGCGCUGAGCUAAAUUUCUGUGACCUUAUCUGGAAUAACAAUAAAAUAUGGUUCCUGAGUACGGGAUUGCUUAAAUUUCAUUCACCUCCAUGCGUUUUUGUGACGUGUAAAAGUCAGAUAGUACAAUGCUAUCCUUUUUCACGUCGCUUAUUCCGACUUCUUACUUCCUACCGGGGUGGCUGACUCUCGAUGCCAAUCCAGUGGAUAGUGUACUUCAAGGACUGGUAGGUGCAUGUGGGAUCUCUGUGCUUUGCUCCCUGCUAAGAGUGCACUUAUUUCUAGAGGAGAGUUGGAAGGAUAAAGAUGAUAAAGACUCAUCAAGCCAGAAGACCCCCAGUCAUCACAGGAGACCUGGACUUUUUGGAAUGCUCCAUUUUGUCAUCUUGACGGGGUUGCUGGCUAUAGUGGGCUCCCGAGUUGCCGCCCUGGUGGUACUAGAGUUUUGUCUUCGAGGUGUCUCUGGAUUGUUUACUGCAGGACAAGAGUACAAGAAAUUUCUGCAGCAGCUGUUAGUCCAAAGCCAGUUCUCUCUAGGUUGCGCCCUGAGCUGCAGUUUGUCCUUUCUGCACAAGGGGGCGUCGCAUAGCUGGCUCUGCCUGCUCCUGGCAGCAGCUCUCAGCUGGUUCCUGGCUCGGCAGGCCACAUGGCUGCUGCACCACGUCCUGGCUCUGUAUAAACUCCACAGCUCACAGCGCUACUGCGGCAUUUGCAUCAGCCUGCUCACAUCAGGCCGCAGCCUGCUGCCCAUGCUGUGCAGGACUAUGGUCAUCACUUUCUCUGUGGCUGUGGUGGCCGCUGUAUCAAUCAUCAAUCAACACUUCCUCUCUGCAACAGAGGCCCUCAGGUUUUGGACGCCACUUACUAUCUGCUACACACUCUUGGUUGUGUACAUGCAGGAGGAGCAGCACCGUCUGCCCAGCAGCCAGGCUGUCCUGAACACAGUGAUGGUGCGUCUUGGCGGUUUAAUGGUCCUGAUGCUGACUGUUGGACGCUGGGCUGACGUGCUCCACAUCCUAAUGUGUUUCCUGGGUGAGGCCGGCUGUCUAAUCCCCACUAUGGAUCUGCUGGAUGCAGCAUCCUCACAGGAUGAAGAGGAUUAUACGGAAUAUGUAAAGAGAGAGCAUCGACGAAGAUCACAGGCACAAGAGAAGAAGCAUCACAGAUAGAUAAAGUCCUAUAGGCGCCACAUCAACAAUGAAUGUUUUUGUAUUUAGAAUGUUUUUAUUAUUAUUAUUAUUAUUAUUAUUAUUGUUAUUAUUAAGAUGUCCAGGGAGCAUAUUAAAGUGAUUUGCAAAUUCAAGCUAUUGAAAAAAAAAACCCCCAACAUUUCCUGUAUAUGUGGAACACUGUAAUCACAUAACUUCAUCACUAUCUUCAUGACUAUCUAUGUAAACUACGUAUAUAGUGUAUGUGCCCAUGUUUCUGUCACACAUAUAGAUGUGAUAUAUA